AUGGCCUCACCACAACCUGCCGUAGACAACGGCGUCAGCACCUCGGACCAAUUCGUCGCCGGUGAUGCAGCAGAAAACAGUGGCGAGGAAGCUGGAGCUCCCUCAGCGGCUGAGACCAAGAACUCCGACGAGAAGCAGAGCAAAUUGGCGGAGAUUAAGGCGAAGUGGCCGGGCUGGCCAGGCUACAACGUGUUCCGGAUAGUGGUGCCGGUUUUGAAGGUUGGCGGCAUAAUUGGGCGGAAAGGAGAUAUUGUUAAGAAGCUAGUGGAGGAGACGCGCGCCAAGAUUCGGGUGCUGGACGGCCCAUUGACCUCUCCGGAUCGCAUUGUUUUGGUAACUGGUAAGGAAGAACCUGAAGCGCCCUUGUCACCAGCAAUGGAUGCCAUAAUAAGAAUAUUUAAACGUGUUAAUGGACUGCCUGAAAAUGAUUGUGAUGGUCAAACCACAGCAACUGCUGGGACUUCAUUUUGUGCAAUCCGGUUGCUGGUGGCAUCAACACAAGCCAUAAGCUUAAUAGGAAAACAAGGCUCCUUGAUAAAAUCUAUCCAGGAAAAUACUGGUGCUUCUGUCCGUGUGCAUUCUAAUGGUAUCAAUGAAAUGCCGAUUUAUGCCAGUUCUGAUGAAAGAAUUGUUGAGAUACAAGGGGAAGGUUAUAAAGUUCUUAAAGCUUUGGAAGCUGUUAUUGGGCACCUGAGAAAAUUUCUAGUGGAUCACAGCAUUAUUGCCUUGUUUGAGAAAAGCUAUAAUUCACCAGCCGCCGGAGGAGGACAAGUAGACACAGCAAAGCUACCGGGUACUUCGCAGAGCUCUCUGACUGCCGAUUACCCUGUACCUGUAAAAAGGGAUCUCUAUCUUGACCGCGAAACCCACAUAGAAUCACAUAUUCCCCCUUCCAGGCUCUCCUUGUAUGGAUCGGACCAUGGGCUUGUGGGUCCUUCUUCGGUGGCUAUAGGACGUUCUGGGGGACCUGUCGUGACUCAGAUUGCACAGACUAUGCAAAUCCCUCUUGCUUAUGCGGAGGAUAUUAUAGGUGUUCAAGGGACCAACAUUGAUUACAUUCGGCGUACGAGUGGUGCCAUUCUUACUGUGGAAGAGAGCCGAGGACUGCCUGAGGAAAUUACCGUGGAAAUUAAAGGGACCUCCUCGCAAGUUCAAGCUGCACAGCAACUUAUUCAGGACUUCAUCGGAGGGCAUAGAGAGCCACUUCCCGGCAGUUACAGCAAGCUCGAGUCGAGUUUGAGGUCCUCCUAUGCACAGUUUAGCAGCAGCUCUUAUCCAUCCUCGACUUUUACAGGACAGCAACCUUAUGGUGGCUAUGGCUCGUCGGGGGUCGGAGGAUAUAGCAGCAGCUACAAUAGGCUAUAA
Messenger RNA from Striga hermonthica, 1365 nucleotides. The record is from the annotation of a GenBank genome assembly. Lineage: Eukaryota; Viridiplantae; Streptophyta; Magnoliopsida; Lamiales; Orobanchaceae.